AUGGACUUGCAGGGCCAGUGCAGCAUGAAACAUGUUCACACUGGUUAUCGCUACUUCCAGUGGAAUCAGGGGAAACUCCAUCUUGGCAGCCUUUCCCAUGCUGCUCAUCCAUUAGGCUUUUGGGAUCAGGUAGAGGAGCCUGGCCACAACUCCUUCACCUUGUUGCUGGAGGACCUUGCCUGGUCCCCCGAAGAGCUAACUGCGGGGUUUGGUGAGACUCAGCUGGCCUUUGUGUCAAAGCCCAAACACAGAUGCCUAAUCAAAGAUUACCAUCAGUUCCUGGCCUUGAUGUUUGCUGUCAGGGAGGUGAAUAAGGAUCUAGUUCUCCUCCCCAACAUCACCCUUGGCUUCCGCAUCUAUGAAAAUAAGAAGAUGGAGAGGAAUAUUUUCUUAAACAGCCUCUCCCUGCUCUCCACACGGCGCCGAAUGGUUCCAGGUUACAAAUGUGACAGGCAGGAGACUCUGCUCUCUGUCAUUGGAGGUCACAACUCCAAAUCCUCAAGGCAGAUGGCCUCCAUCUUCAGCAUCCUCAAAGUCCCACAGCUUCUUCCCUAUUUGAGGAACGUUCAGUUCAACAACAGUGCUGGAGAUGAAGUCUCCUUCUCAGAAAAUGGCCUGGGAUCUGCUCGUUAUGAUCUUUUCAACUGGGUUCUGCUCCCCAACGAAUCUUUUGUCCCUGUGAAAGUUGGACAAAUAGAUCCCGGGGCUCCCGCAGGACAGGAUUUCACCAUUAACUCUGAUGCAAUUGUCUGGGCAAAAAAGAAGGUGCCCUUUGCCAGGUGUGGCAUGAAGAGGUGCCAGGCAGGAGAGAGGAAAAGAGUUCCAGAGGGCGAGCAGGUUUGCUGCUACCAAUGUGACCCUUGUCCAGAAGGGACCAUUUCUAACCAGACAGAUUCUGCAAGCUGUGAUCCCUGCCCAAAAGACCAAUAUCCCAACAAGGACAAGGACCACUGCAUUGCCAAGAAGAUCCACUUCCUUUCCUAUCAAGAGACCUUGGGAUACACUUUAGUUUCUCUCACUCUUUUUCUCUCCAUGAUCACAUUGGCAGUGCUGGCAAUUUUCCUUAAACAUUGUGACACACCAAUCGUCAAGGCCAACAACCGAGAUCUCACCUACAUCCUCCUGGUCUCCCUCCUCCUCUGCUUCCUAUGCUCCUUCCUCUUCAUUGGUCAACCUGGGAAGCUCACUUGCUUCUUCCAACAAACUGCCUUUGCCAUUCUCUUUUCCCUUGCAGUUUCCUCUGUGUUGGCAAAAACUGUCAUGGUGGUUCUGGCCUUCAUGGCCACCAAGCCAGGGAACAGGUCAAGGAAACUCUUAGGAAAACCACUUACUAACUCCAUUGUCUUAGCCUGUCCUCUGGUCCAAGCAGUACUUUGUGCCAUCUGGCUGGUAACCUCUCCCCCGUUUCCCAACUUGGACUUCCAUGCCUUGACUAGGGAGACCAUUUUGGAAUGUCAGGAAGGCUCAGUUUCAAUGUUUUAUGCUGUCCUCUCCUACCUGGGUUUCCUGGCCCUUGUGAGUUUCACAGUGGCUUUCCUGGCUAGGAAAUUGCCUGACAGCUUUAACGAAGCCAAGUUCAUCACUUUCAGCAUGCUGGUCUUUUGCAGUGUUUGGAUCUCAUUCCUCCCCACCUACCUGAGCACCAAAGGGAAGUCCAUGGUGGCCGUGGAGAUCUUCUCCAUCUUGGCCUCUGGGGCUGGUCUCUUGGCUUGCAUCUUUUUCCCCAAAUGCUACAUUAUCCUACUGAGGCCCCAUCUGAAUUGUAGAGAAAAUAUAAUGAGGCACAAGAAUCUCUGAUUUGUCCUGGGAUUGGGAAAUUUUACUUGGAUUGGGGGAUUUUGGACAGUUGUCCCUCAUAAGGUCCCAAUGAUCAUCUGAGUAAUAUACAUUGAUAUCAAAGGUGUGGAUAUUUAUUAAUUAAACAAAUUUAUAUCUAGUCAUUCAACUCACACACAGCUGUGACUCUGGGCAGCUGAAAACAAAUUUUGUUAAAAUCCAUCAUAUAAUAAAUCCAUCAUAUAAUACAUCCAUGAUAUUUUUAAAAAAACCCGUAACCCACCAAUUUACAGCAGGAAAGUUUCCCACUUUAAUCACAGUGUCUAAAAUGUGCUGGAUUGUGUUGGGUGCCUAGGGAGCAGGAGGGCAAGACUUUUAUUUUACAAAAGGAAAGGUUGCUAAUUAAAAAAAAGAGAGAGAAUGAAAUUGUAAAUUGUGAAUAUCUUCAAGUAGUGCACAAAUUAAAUCUGCACUAAAAAUCAUAUAGUUUAUAUUAAAACUAUUUAAAUAGAAAACAGUAUUUCCUAUAAUCCCUUAAUUUACCCUAUCUACUUUUUAAGUGCAAUUUCACUAUAUAUUCACAUCUUUAUAUUAUAUAUCUCAAUAAAUUUAUUCAUUGUUGA
This is a messenger RNA of Pantherophis guttatus, 2399 nucleotides long. Lineage: Eukaryota; Metazoa; Chordata; Lepidosauria; Squamata; Colubridae. The record is from RefSeq and is a predicted model, not a curated record.